Molecule: messenger RNA, 3818 nt
Organism: Pygocentrus nattereri (red-bellied piranha)
Lineage: Eukaryota; Metazoa; Chordata; Actinopteri; Characiformes; Serrasalmidae
Product: ly6/PLAUR domain-containing protein 1-like
Exons: 3
Coding region: 268-699 (143 amino acids)
Biological process (GO): acetylcholine receptor signaling pathway
Molecular function (GO): acetylcholine receptor inhibitor activity
Source: RefSeq, a predicted model, not a curated record
CUCUCUCUCCCUCUCUCCUUGCCCUUCCUCUCCCUCCCCUCUCUCUCUCCUUGCCCCUCUGUCUUUCUCUCGCUCUGUCUCUCUCUAAACUUGUUGCUAAAAGCUUGCUCGCGAGACUGAGACACACGCACACACACACACACACACGCACACACUGCCCUUCAGUGAGCUGCUGCAGGACGUUAGCUCGCCUUCGCUCGCGCAGCCUCGUGCCUCAGUCUGCUUAAGCACGGCCAUCCGCGCGCUGUUGAUGGAGCUCGAGGAAAAAUGCGCGCGCUCCUUCUCCUCGCUGCUCUGUGUGGCUGCAUCUUCGCCUCAGUCUGGCCACUGCAGAUGCAGUGCUACCACUGCGAGGAGACGCUCCUGAACAACGACUGCUCAGCCGCCAAGUUCAUCGUCAACUGCACAGCCAACAUCCAGGAUGCCUGUCAGAAGGAGGUGAUGGUGGGCACGCACGGUGUGUCAUACCGCAAAGCCUGCGCCUCGUACACCACUUGCCUGAUCGCGUCGGCCGGCUACCAGCCCUUCUGUUCCCCUGGCCGAAUGGGCUCCGUCUGCAUCAGCUGCUGUAACACUCCUCUGUGCAACGGCCCCCGGCCCCCGCGCAUCUCCAAGGCCCACACUUGCACUCCACUCAGCCUCAUGCUCCUCCUGGCUCUCACCGUUACUAUGGCAACCCUGUCUGCAAUCUUGCUGUGAGCGACAGCACAGCACAAGGAUACUACCGAGCAAAAACAACCCGUCACUGUUAACGAGCAGGUUUGAACAAUCAAGCAGAUGCCUUGGCGUCCCAGUAUAACCUACAAACAUCUGAAAGUGCUCUUCCAAACUCUGAUGUUGAUGCUAAAGAAGUUGAAUAACAACAACGUAAAACAGGCAGCGGAAUGGAACUUCAUCCCGGCUGAAACACUGCAGCUCUGAGGAUUUUGGUUGGGGUUGAACUUGCAUCACAUGUGGAAAUUUUAGAACUAAAGGGCCCAUAUCAUGCUCCAUCUCCCCCAGUCCAUAAAGUUCAUACAUGGAAACUAAAGCCUUGUUCAGACAGCAUUAGUUGUCCAUGAUGCGGUGAGUAAGAUCAGUUUAGGACGUUCAGGACGUCUGAAACGCUUAUGAGUGAUUCACACAGGAUCUUGGCCUAAAUGACAAAGAUGGAGCAGAUUUAUGCACCGCCUUCACUCCACACAAGAGUAAAAAGGAUUUUAAAACAUAAUUUAGCCGUUAUUUUGUUUAUCCUAAUCAUCUACCUUUCUGUUGAAAGUGAAUGCAGUGCACCAUUAGCCUUGCCAUUAGCCUGAGAAUUUACAGCAAACGGUCAGCAUCACUGCAUAAAAACUUUUUUCUGUAUUUUUACCUGUUCUGAGUUGUACACGUGAAACAGGAGCCACAGAGCACAGCGAGUAAGAAGUUGGCUUCCUUUUCUCCAGAUUCUUGUUCGAAUUUUCACGUUUCACCUUAAAUUAUGCAGCAGUCACAUUCUGGCGCCUCAGGUGUUAUAAUAACUGCCGCACCACUUAAGGUGGAACGGAAAAAUUCUAACAACAAGCCACAAGUAAGCUCUUCUUUGGGCCUAAGAAACUCCUUUUCCCCGGAAUAUGAUAGCAUUUAUAUCAACGUGUCGAUUUGCACGGGAUUAAUGUGACCUGACAUUAUUUCUACUGCUCGUGAUGUGAGAACGGGCAGUUCUUAAAAAUGACUGACAUGGCGCAUUUGGACGGAAUUAAAAUCACAGAGAAAUGUGUAAAACUAUUCCUGUCCGAAUGGGGCUUAAGACCCUGUUCACAUUUAAUAUCCGUCUCAAGUGAUCUGAUCAUAAGGGGACGGGAGCUGCGCUGACUAGGGGAUAUUUUGAUCUUGACUAGUCGAUGAUCAUGUGAUAUUAACUACAUGGAUGCCUCAGAGAAGACAGCAGAUGAGGAGCCUGGUGAUUUCGUUGUCUGUAUCUCGGGUCUCCUGAAGGCUAGUAAUGCAACCCAGGGCUCGUUGGAAAUGUUGAAUGUUGUUAUCUCUGGUUUCCUAAGAUAAAAGGUACUCUGGGGGUGGGGGGGCAUAAUGCUUUGUAAUCCUACAUACAGACAACAUAGAGUCCUAAAAUACAGUUUGAAGCCAGCCACUCUUAUUUUCGUCGUGUGACAGCACUCUACAUUUCUCUGGCGUCUCAGCAAGGCCGCUUAGGUUGCGCCUCAGUGAGAUACAAAUUUCAGGGCCUGUCACAAUCGACCCUCCUGUGUCGUUUGGCUUCGUCACAGAUUUUUAAAGUCGCUUGUCACAAAGCUUUUCCUCUCCUGUGGUUUAAUUUAUGACAUUAGCGAUUAGUCGACAUUGACUCAACUUUCAUCACAAAUCCGUCCACUGUAAAAAAUCUGAUAAGUGUACAGCAAGACGUGUGGCCGUGCACACAUGGCAUGUCGGUGUGUCUUGAAUGCAGUGAUUUGAUUUUAUGACUGAAGGAAGGGCACCAUGCAGAUUUACUUCGUGUCACUGGGUUUGUUUUCAGACAAAAGUCCAAAGAAGCAUCAGUAAGCUUCAGCGUUCGUACUGUAAAUGUUGUGGCCAUAGGCGUCCCUGACCCCCCCUGAAGGUUGUUUAAGUGAUCAGCAGUGUUGCCAACUCCUCAGUAAGGAAAGGUGGCUAUUGGUUGUCAUAAAAGUCGCUAGAAGUCGCUAAGUGACGCCAUCGCCUAAUAUGCAUAAUUGUCCAUUUGCGUGUAUUUAAAGCUGUAGAAUAAAGGAAUAACAUUGUGGGAGAGAAAAAAGUGAGUAAAAACACGCUAAAUAUGUUAGAACUACAAAUAAACUGAAUAAAUGAACUUCUGUUGAUUCUUUUUUUUUAUUGCCUUUGAAAUAGGCCGUCACUUCUCAAAAUAACUUCAUGACUUUAAUGCUUUGUCUAGACCCACAUUUUACAUAAAUCAUUUUUACGUAAAUUACAUGAAUCAAUUUUGACCUGUGUUGUUAAAUGUUAGCAUAUCAAAUUUAAUCAAACGACUGUUAUGUGUUGGGCGGAACUGCUACUCUACGCUCAACCCUCCUCCUUUAUCCGGGCUUGGGACCGGCGAAGUGACCUUAAAAGAGACACUUUGACAGAGUUACUUAGUUUUUUUUUGUUUUCUGUCUUUUUUUUUCCAAAUUUUUAGUAUAUUUUUUAUUUAUAUUUACAUCCCGCUCUAUAAAUAGGGGGCGGGGUCAGCGGUGGUUUUGGCAUGCGCAGUUCAAAUGCAGUGUGGCCGUGGAGCGGUGUGGGUCUGCUCUGACUGAGACUGAGCACUGCGAGUGCUGUGGGACGGGGCUCAGGGCAGCAACUGGAGAACGUGUGUUCAUCUCAGAGUCUCCAAUAACACCAGAAAAUGUCGCUAGAUUUGUCGCUAGAGGGGUCUGAAAAGUUGGCAACACUGGUGAUCAGAACACGUUCACACCUGCACUCAGCGUUGUCCGCUUAUGAUCAGAUCAUCCAGCAUACUUGUUAACGCAAAUUGUGAACAGGGCCCAACAUGCCCGUUCAAAAGUCACUGUUUUUGUGUUUGUCACAAACCAUAUUUACAUAUAUCUAAAUAUUCACUCUACACCAGUUUAGCUCUGCCCAUUCACAUUCAUGCUGCGCUUUUUAAAUGCGGCCAGUCAAUCAGAACAGAGCUCAUUUACAUAUAUCAGUCUUAAAGGCACAGCCUUUAGUUAGUGUUUGGUGUGUUUAGUUAUAAGGGACAAAGAGAAAAUGAGAAACUGAGAAAAUGUUAGAUAUGGGCCCUUUAAGGAUUUCACACCACACACUCUUCUUAAAGGAUUCUUUAGUAAAGACAACGGUUUUGUACAGAACCGUGAACA